AAAAAAAAAAAAAAGAAAACCCUAGAAACCUAUAUAAACCAACCAACAUGAUACAUUCUUUCCUUCUUGUUUUUUUUUCCUCCUACCUUUUUUUUUUAUAUAUUCAAAUACCCUCUCACUUUUCUGUUUUAUUGAUUAAUUAACUCAAAUGACCUCCACUACUGACGAUCCUACUGGUGUAUUUUCUGUCUUCAAACAAGAUACUAAUCGGUCGGCACCCUUCUAUUGUCGUUGGACUACGGAAGAAGAUAAACUAUUGAUGGCAGCCGUCAAGAAAUAUGGUCCCCACAAAUGGUCAUUGAUUGCACAACAUGUCCCUGAUCGAACUCCUGUACAAUGUUCAACACGUUGGCUUGGAGCUCUCAACCCCAAUGUACACAAAGGAAGAUGGUCACCUGAAGAAGAUGAAGCAUUGACAGAAGCUGUCAAGAAGUAUAGUAAUCGAAGUGUAUUACCAUGGAAUCGAAUUGCACAAAACAUUCCCAAUCGAACUGGUAUUCAAUGUCAAGCAAGAUGGACAGAAGCUCUUGAUCCAACUGUACGAAAAGGACGAUGGAAAAAAGAAGAGGAUGAUAUGUUACGUGCUGGAGUAUCACGAUUUGGAUGCUGUUGGAUUAGAGUAUCAGGAAUGAUUUAUGGACGAACACAACGACAAUGUCGAACCCGAUGGAAUCAAAUUAAAUCAAGAAAAGAAAAGGCAAGGAACAAGGAUCAAUCAACUAGUGAACAGCAAAAAACAGAAUUUGUUUCUCUUUCUUCACCUACUUUAUUGGAAGAAAAGUUAACACCACCCAUCUCACCUAUGGAUCAACAACAGGAUCAACAAUUGCAAUGGAUGAAUCUACCUCGUAGUAUUACAGUGGCGGUCGACCCAUGUGAAACGGAUUACUUUUGUUUAUCACCACCUUCACCGUCAUCUUCUUUGGAUGAUAUGUUGACUUUACCGGAUGAUGAAGACGUGGAUCAUCAUGAUUCUACUGCAAAACCUCAGUCUUCCCUUUUUAUUCCAUGUGAAUUUUACCGUUUUGACCCAGAAUUACCCUCCUCCCUUAUGUUACCAGAUUCCGAUUUGAUGCUCAAUGAUCUCCUUUCACAUCAAUUCUCUUCUUCUGUUUUAUGAUUAUGUCUUUUUAUUAUUAUUUUUGUAUAUAUGUUAGUGUAUUAGUCAUUAGACCUUUAUUUAUGUUCAUAAUAAACAAUCUUUUUUUUUUAUCCCA
Halteromyces radiatus is the source of this 1217-nucleotide messenger RNA. Its product is annotated as Homeodomain-like protein. The record is from RefSeq and is a predicted model, not a curated record. NCBI's taxonomy places the organism in Eukaryota, Fungi, Mucoromycota, Mucoromycetes, Mucorales, Cunninghamellaceae. Bases 149 to 1120 code for a protein of 323 amino acids. The transcript has 2 exons.